CCCCAGGACUCUGAGCCUGCAGGGGGAGGAGGAUGGAGGCUGCUGCCCGCAUUUAAUUAGUGAGGAAGAAGACCCGAGACCCGCCCCCUGAGUCCGGACAGAGAGCCGCCCCCCUUCAGUCCGGACAGAGAGCCGCCCCCCUUCAGUCCGGACAGAGAGCCGCCCCUUCAGUCCGGACUGCAGCUCCAAAGUUUCCGCGUCUCAAUCGGACUGUGGAUCAGAGGAGGAACGAGGAGUCAAGCAGGAUCCGGACCCUCCGUUUGUUUACAGAGUUCGAGUUCCGGCGAAGGUUCUGGUUGCUUCAGUUGUCAUGUGGAUCCGUGCAGAGUCCUGGUCCUGAACGGGUCCACACAGAGUCCUGGUCCUGGUCCCCGCUGAUUGAUUUGGAAACGCGCGCAGCCUCGCACACUCCAUCCUCCCUGUGGGUCUGAGGGAAAGUAAGAAACCACCUGUUGUGGAAGUUUCCUGGAGCUGCUCACGGAUAAACCCGAGCCUGAAACGGGACGCCGAACGGAGCCGAGGCGCGCGGAGCGGAAUGCGGGUUUUACGCACGGAGCUCACGCAGAUCGUCAGAGGGUCCCUUCACAUCCACAGACCAGGCUCCGGCCUCCGUGUUGUCUGUUUGCAGUGAGCAUGUUGCCAUGGUGUCCCGGGCUCAGAUGAGCCGGACGGCCGAGCUCCGGUCCAGAUGGCUCGGGAGGACGCGGUGAGGUGUCUGCGCUGCCUGCUGUACGCGCUCAACCUGCUGUUCUGGAAAUUAAAGCUGUCAUAUCGAUGGACUCAUGACGUGACAUGUUUGUGUCUGUUCAGGUUGGAGGAAGCAGCCAUCCUCACCUAUUCUCCAGCUGUUCAUCCCGUCAUCAUCUCCGUGUGCUGCUUCCUCAUCAUCGUGGCGAUGGUCGGAUACUGUGGCACGCUCAAAUGUAACCUGCUGCUGCUGUCAUGGUAUUUCUGCAGUCUGUUGGUGAUCUUCUGUGUCGAGUUAGCGAGCGCCGUCUGGACGUAUGACGAGCCGGCGGUGCAGCGCUCUGAUAUGAUCAGUCUGAAGACUCGGAUGCCGAACUACGGCCUGCAGCGUUAUCAGUGGCUCACACACACCUGGAACAGCUUCCAGACAGAGUUCAAAUGCUGUGGUGUGAUCUACUUCACUGAUUGGCUGGAGAUGACAGAGAUGGAGUGGCCACCUGACUCCUGCUGCUCCAAUCCAUAUCCAGGAUGUGCUCGCCACGCCCACAACCACGACCUGAGCGACCUGCACCAGGAGGGCUGCGGUCCAAAGAUCUACAGUUUCAUUCGUGGGACGAAGCAGCUGCAGGCGUUGCGUUUCCUGGGCGUGUCCAUCGGCGUGGCUCAGAUCCUCGCCAUGGCUCUCACCCUCACUCUGCUCUGGGCGCUUUAUUAUGGCCGGAAGUCUCCAGAGCUGGACUCCACACCACCGGCGCCACCGCCCGAGGACUCCGCCUCCCUCACGGUGACACACGGACCCUCGGCUGAAGUUUCAAAGUCCAGCUGCCAUCGCACGAAUAAAGGCUGCACACUGACGAGUGGCACCGCAGCCGGCAAACCGAGCGAACUCCAGUUUGAGAUGGAGCGUCUGUCGUAGCGCCGGGUCCAAAAACAUUUAACUCAACAAGACCCGAGAACCUCACAGGUCCAGAACCUAAAACCUGACCUGGACUCAAUCCACAUCGUCAUCAGGUCAUUUUUGGAACAUUUCUGGUGGAGCAGUCCUGUUCUGUCAGGUCCAACAUGAGUCAGCAGCUGUUUCAGAUCACUGACUCUGAAGGAAAUGUUUCUGGAUGACAUCAGAGAUGAUGAUGACAUCAGAGAUGAUGAUGACAUCAGAGAUGAUGAUGACAUCAGAGAUGAUGAUGACAUCAGAGAUGAUGAUGACAUCAUACUAUGAUGACACGAGCGAGACGAUCAGAUGAUCUGUAGACGUUUACAUCAGUCAGACGAUCAGAUGAUCUGUAGACGUUUACAUCAGUCAGACGAUCAGAUGAUCUGUAGACGUUUACAUCA
This is a messenger RNA of Larimichthys crocea (large yellow croaker), 2022 nucleotides long. RefSeq names its product tetraspanin 12 (gene tspan12). NCBI's taxonomy places the organism in Eukaryota, Metazoa, Chordata, Actinopteri, Sciaenidae. The transcript is spliced from 6 exons. The record is from RefSeq and is a predicted model, not a curated record. Bases 689 to 1603 code for a protein of 304 amino acids. Gene Ontology annotation, cellular component: plasma membrane.